UUUCUAUUCCUACCAAAUAAUCAAUCAAUCACAAAUUUGUUAGUUUGCAAACAAUCAAUUUUGUUGCUUCGUGCGAGAUGUGUAAGCGGCGUAUUAUAAUUAAAAUUUUUACCUGAAAUGAUAUUUUUGAAAGAGCACAUUUUAAAGACUAGGAUUAACCGGACACAGAUUUCUUUAAUGAUGAUGUUUUAAUUCAAAUGUCAUUAAAAUUUUCGUGGUAUUUCUUUUGAAGAAACAAUUCUGUAAAGUAUAAAGAUGUCAUGUUUUAAACUUGGAGAAUUAAUAUUGACUUCAAGACCUUAUGUUUAUGUUUUAGAUAAUAAGUGUCGAGGUCAGAGAUGUGAUUACUGUUUUAAAAAAUACUAUUUAUCACAUGCAGGGUUUAAUCAUCAAAAAUCUGGCCAAGUAUCAUCUAAUAGAUUCAAUAAAAAUGCUGAAUUCAAGCCAAAAGUUAACAGUUUAUGACUGUUGCAUGUUAAUGCCAUGCAAGGCAUUACCAGGGAUGAUACCUUUAUUAGAAAGUCCAAUGAAUUAAAACGCUGUAGCCAAUGCUCUUUCCUUUAUUUUUGCAAUAAAAAUUGCCAGACAAAAGCUUGGGAAAUGCAUAAAGCAGAAUGCAAAUGCAUAAUGAAAGCAAAACCUAACCUACCAUCUACAUCCUUGAGGUUUAUUGCCUUGAUAAUAUUUAAUAUUAAGAAGAAUGGUCAAGAUCAACCUGUUGAAGAUGUUUAUGGACGUAAAGUCUCUUUCCGAACACUUAUGUCACAUUCCGGGGAAAUUAAAAAAUGUGUAAAGCGUUCUCAGCAGAUAAUUGCUUUAGCUGGCACUCUUAAAGAUUACAUUGGAAAAGAUAAUGUACCUCCUCCAGCUGAAUUUAUUGAAAUAUUUGGGAAAAUGGCAAUUAAUUCUUUUAGCAUUGCUGACAAUGAAAUGCAGACUAUAGGCACUGGACUUUAUCUUGGGGCUUCAGUAUUUGACCAUUCUUGUAGUCCAAAUGCUGAUGUUGUGUUCGAUGGUAUAAAUGUGCAUAUUCAUGCAAUAAAACACAUUCCUCACAGAGAUAUCAGUAAAGUUUAUAUUUCAUACAUUGAGCAACUUGAUUUGACUGAAAAACGACGGAAUGCUUUAUUGGAACAAUAUUAUUUUUAUUGUCAUUGUGAAAAAUGCUCAACAUCAAACAAUGAUGACUUAAUGACAAAAUUGUUAAUACCUGAAGAAAAAGCUAAAAUCCAUUUAAUUAAAUUCCAGGCUAAACUUAAAGAGAUUGAACGAAUGAAAAAGUCUAAAGCUGGCCCAUCAACUUUGUACUCAGCCUGCAUGGAUGAACUUGCUUCUCAAGAUAAAAUUUUAGCAGAUACCCAUAUUUUUAGAGUGAAAAUUCUAGAAAUUGCCUUUGAUGCAUGUGUAUGGAUCAACCAAUGGGCUGAUGCUGUUGCAGUAGGAGAGCAACUACUUAAUCCUUACAGGUUAUACUAUGGAAAUUAUCAUCCAUUGUUAGGUAUUCAUUUGUUUAAAUUAGGCAAGAUUCAAGUUUUUCUUAAUCUUCCUUCAUCAUUUGAAACUUUACAACAGGCAGAAAAUAUAAUAAAAGUAACACAUGGAGAAACUCAUCCUUUAUAUCAAGAUCUACGGAAUUUACUUCAAGAAUCAGAAAAAUACUCAUCUUUAUCCUCACUAAAUACUGAAGAAUAGAUUUAAUUUUAUGUAAUCAAUAGUGAUAUUUUUGCCCGUCAAAUCCAAAUCUAAUUUAAUUAUAAAAUCUGAAACCAAGUUUACCACAUCUUUGAGAAUACAGCUACAAUAUUUAAGAAUUUUAAACAGCAUGAUCAUGCUAUUUAUAAGGCAGUUAAGAUAAAAAAUUUUUAACCUGUUUUCAAGAAAAUUCCAUCUUGUUACACAUACUAAACUAUUUUUCUUUCGAUAUAUAUGUACACAAACACAAGGUGUCCCUUGAACCAAAUUUUACCCAAAGCCGAGGACCAAAUUUUAAGGGUGUAUAAAGUAGUAAAUGUGUAAUGAGGAAAUAACAAGAAAUGGUGACAAACAUGCUUAAAAUGCAUAUUUACUUUCUUAGAGAGUAUAAAAUCGCUAUCAUAAAAAUAUUAUUUUCUUACAGCAAAAAGUCGUUUGUCUGGAAAACAAUUUUAUUGAAUUUUUAUGGCAUUACAGAAACCAGUCUGAUAACUGUUCAAUAUUUUUCUUCCCAAAAACUCAUCUUUUAAGUUAUGCCACUAAACUUGUAUAUUGUCUGCUCUAAAAAUAUUGUGUAAAUAAAGAGUUUUUAUUUUAUA
Messenger RNA from Argiope bruennichi, 2291 nucleotides. RefSeq names its product histone-lysine N-methyltransferase SMYD3-like. The transcript has 13 exons. Gene Ontology annotation, cellular component: nucleus. The record is from RefSeq and is a predicted model, not a curated record. Lineage: Eukaryota; Metazoa; Arthropoda; Arachnida; Araneae; Araneidae. The coding region runs from base 484 to 1692 and encodes 402 amino acids. Gene Ontology annotation, molecular function: protein binding.